Messenger RNA from Gavia stellata (red-throated loon), 1186 nucleotides. RefSeq names its product pseudouridine synthase like 1 (gene PUSL1). The transcript has 8 exons. The record is from RefSeq and is a predicted model, not a curated record. Gene Ontology annotation, biological process: tRNA pseudouridine synthesis. Gene Ontology annotation, molecular function: RNA binding; pseudouridine synthase activity. Bases 45 to 923 code for a protein of 292 amino acids. NCBI's taxonomy places the organism in Eukaryota, Metazoa, Chordata, Aves, Gaviiformes, Gaviidae.
GAGCCGGACCCAGAGCCUCCGCCGUAGGCCCGUAGGCAGCAAAGAUGGUUUCUCCCCCAACCCGAUACCUAGUGUUCUUUCAGUACUUUGGCACUAAAUAUAGUGGGGUUAUGGAGACUUCGAAUGAUCAGACAAUGGUUGGAGUCCAGAAUUAUUUGGAGAAGGCAGCGCAGAACCUAAAACCCGUUGUUCCCAUCAAGUUCCACAUCUCCAGCCGAACAGAUGCCGGUGUCCAUGCACUCUGCAACGCUGCUCACCUUGACAUCCAGAGAGCACCGGGGAAGCCAGCUUUUAAUGAGAAACAGCUCAUCUACAGUCUUAAUUACCACCUGAAGCCUGAGCCAAUCCGCAUUUUGAAUGCCUAUCGAGUGACCAGUAGCUUCCACGCACGCUUCUCUGCCCUGUCAAGAACCUACAUUUAUCGGCUGUUGAUCGGCUGCACUCAUUAUUCUGAAAUACCGGUGUUCGAAAAGGAUCUCUGCUGGGCUCCUGCGGGAGGCUACCUAAAUGUGCCUGCCAUGCAGGAUGCAGCACAGUUCCUGCUGGGAACCCACGACUUCAGCACCUUCCGCUCACUUAACUCUGAAACACCUUUUCAGUCUCCAGUCAGAACCAUCCUCCAGGCAGACAUCCAACCCUCUUCUGGUUUCCUGUCCCACCACUACGAACACAGGGGACUGCAGUUUUGGGAGUUGAAGUUCAGGAGCAGAUCAUUUCUUUACCGACAGGUCCGAAGAAUGGUUGGGGCUCUAGUUGCAGUUGGCCAGGGAAAGUUAACACCUCGUCAUAUAAAGGAGUUACUGGAGGUAAAAGAUUCACGGGCCUUUCCAUCAAAUGCCAUGGCUCCGCCAUCUGGACUCUUUCUAAAAUCAGUGGAAUAUAAUGAAGCAGAUUUGGAUGCCACAAUUGCCCCAGGAGAAUAGCAGCUCUGUGAGAUACAGCCGUGUCUGAAGGGACUGUUGUUGUGGAUAUGCGAUGGAGGUUUGCCAAGGGCUCUUGUCUCAAUAAAAGUCAUUGACUGUGACUGUAGGCAUCUUCCUAUCAUUUGUUCUUGCCCUCUGAGACUGCCAAGGGGAAAGGAAGAACAACUUCAUGCUGCUUUCAGAUAACUGCUUUUUUUUUUUCUUUUUUCUGAAAUUCUGGUGCCUGUCUCUUAAACAGGAGGAGGAAGGAGUGGGGCUUGGGU